Messenger RNA from Drosophila subpulchrella, 414 nucleotides. RefSeq names its product general odorant-binding protein 56a (gene Obp56b). The transcript is spliced from 2 exons. The record is from RefSeq and is a predicted model, not a curated record. Gene Ontology annotation, molecular function: odorant binding. Bases 1 to 414 code for a protein of 137 amino acids. Gene Ontology annotation, biological process: sensory perception of smell. Lineage: Eukaryota; Metazoa; Arthropoda; Insecta; Diptera; Drosophilidae.
AUGAACUUUAACUACUUGGUGGUGGUAUUCCUUGUUUGCGCUCUAAGCGAACUGGCAGCGGGUCAGUCUUCUUCUGAUUUGGCAGCCUUCAAGCAAAUGCAGCAGGCUUGCAUUAAGGAGCUCAAUAUUGCAGCCAAUGAUGCCAAUUUGCUGACCACUGAUAAGGAGGUGGCUAAUCCCUCGGAGUCGGUUAAGUGCUAUCAUAGCUGCGUCUACAAGAAACUGGGUCUCCUUGGAGGUGAUGGAAAGCCCAACACCGAUAAGAUCGUGAAGUUUUCCCAGCUCCGUUUCAGCAGCCUGCCGGUUGACAAACUGAAGACUGUGCUUACAAGUUGUGCAGCCCCCACAUCGUCCACCUCAUGCGACCUUGUCUAUAACUAUGAAAAGUGUGUGGUCAAGGGUAUUGGUGCUUAA